Balaenoptera musculus (blue whale) is the source of this 2949-nucleotide messenger RNA. RefSeq names its product solute carrier family 39 member 12 (gene SLC39A12). Bases 520 to 2484 code for a protein of 654 amino acids. Gene Ontology annotation, cellular component: membrane. Gene Ontology annotation, molecular function: zinc ion transmembrane transporter activity. Lineage: Eukaryota; Metazoa; Chordata; Mammalia; Artiodactyla; Balaenopteridae. The record is from RefSeq and is a predicted model, not a curated record. Gene Ontology annotation, biological process: intracellular zinc ion homeostasis; zinc ion import across plasma membrane. The transcript has 13 exons.
GCAAGGGCUUAGUUCCAGAAAUAAAGCAAAGCUGAGGUUCUUAAUAGUAGCAGGUGAUGGCAGGACUGGAUAAUUUGCUCAGUGGGUUUUGGGCUACGUUCCCUUAGUUACCUCCUAGCCAAGUGCCCGAGACUGAGCUAGGGUGGAGCCUGGAAUGACGCUCAGGUGGUCCCCGCUGGGGGGAUGGCAACAGGCCAGGAGCAGUAGCCUGCAGGGAGCUUCGCCAGUGUCCCCCUCUGGUCCUGAGUCCACUUGCUUCUCUGCGUCCACUGGACCCACGGCUGGAAGGGCUUGACCGCCUCCUCGCUCUCCUGUUGGGCUGCUGGUUCUGGACUCGAACUCCAGGACCCGAGGGCCUUAUGCAAUGACCUCUACCACAGGCUCUGGGAUCAGAAUAUAUACAGCUGCUUAAAGUUUCCCGCUUACGUCCCAGACAUUCCUCCAGUUACGAGUUGACACCGUGAACACCAACCCACCCAGCUCCAUCAGAGGCAGACUUGGGCUGAAGGAAGAGUGGAAAUGUGCUUCUGGAGAAAGCUUUCUGUAUUCUGGGUGCCAUUGUUCCUUCUACUCAGCCUGAUUCCCUUGACUGAGACAGAAAAACCCUCAACUCCAGACAGCAGCGGCACUUGGAGUCCAGGGCAACUGACGGAAAUUCUACAUGUUCUCUCUGCACAAGAGCCCACCCCCCUGAACCACUCGAGAAGCCUCAUCAGAACUCUGCUAGAGAAAACCGGGUGCCCACGGAGGACAGAUGGAAGGCAAGGAGAUUGCAAUCUGUGCUUCGAUCCAGAUGCCCUGUUACUAAUAGCUGGAGGAGAUAUCGAGGAUCAGCUCAGAGAGGAAGUGGUCCAGAGAGUUUCUCUUCUCCUCCUCUAUUACAUCAUUCAUCAGGAAGAGAUCUGCUCUUCCAAGCUCAACAUGAGUAAUAAGGAAUAUACAUUUUACCUACACAGCCUUCUCAGCCUCAGGCAGGAUGAAGACUCCUAUUUCCUUUCACAGAAUGAGACGGAAGAUAUCCUGGCUUUCACCAGGCAGUACUUUGGCACUUCCAGAAGCCAGUGUAUGGAAACCAAAGUGCUGCAGAAAAAAUCUGGUGUCUCAAGCAGUGAUGGUGCCGAUGAAAAUACACUUCCUCAGUUGGCGGAGACAAUCAUUGCUUUGUCCCUCCAAGGUGUUUGUCUGGGACAAAGAAACUUGCCGUCCCCAGACUAUUUUACAGAAUAUAUUUUCAGUUCCUUGAAUAGUACAAAUACUCUCCAUCUAUCAGAACUAGACCAACUCCUCAAUACUCUCUGGACUAAAAAUACCUGUAUCAGAAAAGAUAGAAUCCAUCAACUUCAAAGGAAACAAAACAACCUAACAAUCCAUGAUUGGGCCUACCCUAAUCUAUCUGUAUCCGAGGACCCAGAAUCAGAUGACAGUCCAAUUUCCUGGGAUCAGACUUGCUUCUCUGCUGGACAAUUGGUGGAGAUAUUUCUACAGAACAAGCUUUCAGCCAUUUCUAAGGAGGACUUUAAGCAAAUGAGUCCGGGAAUCAUCCAGCAAUUACUGAGCUGUUCUUGCCAGCUGCCCCAGGACCAACAAGCAAAGCUGGCACCCCCCACUCCAGAGAAAUACGGCUACAGCACCAUGGCAGUAACGCUGCUCACGCUGGGCUCCAUGCUCGGGACGACCCUGAUCCUUUUCCACUGCUGCGAGGAGAACUACAGGCUCAUUUUACAGCUGUUUGUGGGUCUGGCUGUUGGGACACUUUCUGGGGAUGCUCUUCUGCAUUUGAUCCCUCAGGUUCUUGGUUUACAUAAGCAGGAAGCCUCAGAGUUUGGACAUUUCCAUGAAAACAAGGGCCAUAUUUGGAAACUGUUGGGAUUAAUUGGAGGCAUCCAUGGAUUCUUCUUAAUAGAAAAAUGUUUUAUUCUUCUUGUAUCACCAAGUGCCGAGAAAGGCCCAGAAGAUGCACAGGCAGCUGAAAUUCCUAUAGGCAGUCUGAACGCCCCCAACAGAAAAUGCAAAACCAUUAGCUUGUUAGCAAUAAUGAUCCUGGUUGGGGACAGCCUGCAUAAUUUUGCAGAUGGUCUAGUCAUAGGAGCGGCCUUCUCAUCUUCAUCAGAGUCAGGAGUGACCACAACAAUUGCUAUCUUGUGUCAUGAAAUUCCCCACGAAAUGGGAGACUUUGCUGUGCUCUUAAGCUCUGGACUUCCUAUUAAGAUUGCCAUCCUGAUGAAUUUUAUAAGUGCUUUAACUGCCUUCAUAGGACUGUAUAUUGGCCUCUCGGUAUCCACAGAUCCAUGUAUUCAGAACUGGAUCUUAACAAUUACUGCUGGGAUGUUCUUAUAUUUGUCCUUGGUGGAAAUGCUUCCUGAAAUGACUCAUGUUCAAACACAGCGACCGUGGUUCAUGUUUCUCCUGCAGAACUUUGGACUGACCCUAGGUUGGCUUUCCCUCUUACUCUUGGCUAUAUAUGAACAAAAUAUUAAAAUAUAAGUUGAGUCUCAAAAUCCUUCAAAAAUCAAUUUCUAUGGCAGUCAUUUUGUUUCUUUUGUUGUAUUCUAUAGUGAUUUAUAAAUUAAAUAUUUUUAUCUUAGGUGAAGUGUGUGUCUUUUAGUUCAUUAACUUACUGAUUUUAUAAUGCAAUUUUGUUUCUAUAGUGUAUAAAUGUCAGGUUGUACUUAAUUGAAUUUUUGUUGUUAGUUUCCAACACUGUGAUGGAACUCACACCUUUUUAGUAACUCAUACGCUCUAAAUUAAUUCUAGUAAACUUUCAAAAAAUAUUUUUUCCCUAGUAAAGGAUGUUUGUUUGUAGUAUUUGAAGUGGACAGAUGUGUGUUGGGUUAAAAUCUGCUGUAACUUCUUUGAUGUCAAUAAUAUAUUUUUUGUGUGUAUGUGAGAUUAUAAACCAUAAGCACACUAAACUACAAACAAAUGUAAUAAAGUCUUGUUUUAAUGUGA